AUGGGGAUCAUUAUUGGUACUUGUGUUCCUGAUGCAGAGCCAGACGCCGCCGCAUAUGGUGCUCAGAUGCGAAGACCACCACGACGGAUACUAUAUGGUAUUAAAUGUCCGGUGUGCAGUAAGUUCGUGCUGCCGGACGACAUCGAGUGCCAUCUGGUCAUGUGCCUCACCAGGCCCCGACUCUCCUACAACGAGGAUGUGCUGAGCGACUCGAAGGGCGAGUGCGUGAUCUGCCUAGAGGAGCUCUCCGCCGGCGACACCAUCGCGCGCCUGCCCUGUCUCUGCAUCUACCACAAGGGGUGUAUAGACCAGUGGUUCGAGGUGAACAGAUCGUGCCCCGAGCACCCCGGCGACUAG
Molecule: messenger RNA, 357 nt
Organism: Parnassius mnemosyne (clouded apollo)
Lineage: Eukaryota; Metazoa; Arthropoda; Insecta; Lepidoptera; Papilionidae
Source: the annotation of a GenBank genome assembly